Lizanozyma spartinae is the source of this 1728-nucleotide messenger RNA. RefSeq names its product Kar9p (gene KAR9). The transcript has a single exon. Gene Ontology annotation, biological process: establishment of spindle localization; nuclear migration along microtubule; mitotic spindle orientation checkpoint signaling. NCBI's taxonomy places the organism in Eukaryota, Fungi, Ascomycota, Pichiomycetes, Serinales, Debaryomycetaceae. The record is from RefSeq and is a predicted model, not a curated record. Gene Ontology annotation, cellular component: cell cortex; spindle pole body; mating projection tip. The coding region runs from base 1 to 1728 and encodes 575 amino acids.
AUGGUCCCGACACAAACGGAAUUGCAGGCAAUAGCGGCUGUUCCCGAGCUACAGGUGUAUCCUGAUUGGGUGGCAUCAGAUCAUGGCGUAUUACAGGUUCGCACAGUCAACGGGAUGUUGGAUGAAGUUGGCCAAUUUUUAGAUGCAGUUGCUGGCAACGUGAAAUUUAGUGGUGGACAAUUGGAUGACGCAUUGUGGAUGCAAGGAGCUUCGAAAGCCCUUUCCCAAGUCAUUAGAGAUGUAGAGGUUGCUGAUGCAGUGAUAGGAUCGGUGUUGAAAUGGAUUGAAACUAGUGACGGUUCAGAAGAUGUGAAGAUGUUGGGUGAAAAGGCUGAUACUAUGGCUAUCAGGCAAUUUGAGGUGAAGAAAAGAACACAUCCUAUUAAACGACGAUUAGAUGUGUUGGCUAACUUUGACGAUGUCAAUAAUAUAGUGAUUGGAAGUCUUGGUAAAGAGGUUGAUAAUUUUAUGGAAGAGUUAUCGAGUAUCCUGGCAUCUUCAGUACGAUUGUUUAGACUGGAGGAGGAUAAAGUUGAUUUUGAAUGGGAAUCAUUACUUUCCAAAAUAAAGAGGGAAUCACUGUCGACCGCUUUACAUUUACAUCUUCCGACGUUUAAUGAAGAGGAUCAGAAAAUGUAUGAAGCUUAUAUUCAAUUAGAAAUGCGGAUGAAUCCUUUGAAAAUUGCCUUGGAUGUUAUUCCCAUGAGGGUAGACCAAUUUGCAAUGAUUUCAGGUUCAUUAUACCCUGAAGCGUUAGCUGAAUUAUCCGCCAAUCAUAGCGUUUUAACCAAAAAAUGGAAUUACUUACAGCAUGAAAUGAAUCUUUUCCGCAGGUCAUAUGUGGAUUCUAAGUGGUGUCAAAUCUUUGGGUUUCUUACCGAAUCACUUUUGAAUAAAUGUAAUGAAUUAAGUGAACAUUUAAAGAUCCUGGUGGAAGUAUCCAAUGAAAUUGCAUCUUCAUACAAACUAUGUUCUCAAAGUGUCAAUAUUUUGGCUCAAAUUCUAAGUGAUAAACUUAUUACUGAUACAAGACUUAUUCGGAAAUAUAACAAUAAAGUUCUUGUUAAAUGGGAGAAGUUGAAUGAAAUAAUGUCAUAUAUAAAGCCACCUGAACUGGCAGAACGGUUAAUUCCAACAGAAAGGAAUGGGUUUAGCCUAGGUUUGGGGAUUGAAUCACCAGCUAUCCCAUUUAGUAUUGAAAAGAAAGAUCGUAUUAGAGAUAUCUUUUUGGAAGAUAUAGAUGGUUCAUUUGAAGUUGAACCUGAUAAUGAUAAUUUGAAACGUUCAUUGAAAUCAGGACUUCUACAGGAGUUCAUAGCCACCACAAACGGUAAGCUUUUAGAACUUAUUAAACAGCUUAGUGUACCUCGAUUUCCAACCCGAAUUCCCAUUAUAACUCAGGACUUUGUUCAACAAGGUUAUCCCAGAGUUAAAAAAAAACGACUUGGAGAAGCUCCUAAAUCUCGAAUACCAGCAAUAAGUCCUACACAUUCUGUUUUUGUUUCUCCACUUCGAAGCCCAUUAGUCAAUGUAAAUGAGUCGUCCAUUGAUACAAAGAGAAUACUUGAAGUGACUACACCCAAGUUAUCACAUCCAGAUAACGCAUACAAUACUCCAUCACCAGCCAUAAUAUCUUCAUCACCAGAGAGACCAGAAUCAGCCAUAGGCCAUCGUUUCAAUGAUAAGCAUCUUGUACCCCCAUUUCGACAUAAACACCUGUGGAAAUAA